AUGCAUUUUAUCGCAUCCUUUUUUAUAUUGAUUUUAAUACUUGUAAAAUGUUUAGAUUGUGCUGAUAAACAGAGUAGCAAACAAGGAGAUGAAUCUAAGGAAACAGAUUUGCCCUCACUAGAAGGGUUAUCAUUAGUUCCAUAUAGUGACAGUGAAGAAGAGGAUAAUUUUGAUGUAAAUGAAACUACUGAAACAAAAUCUCAAACAGAACUGAAAUCAAAUCAACAAGAAGAAACACAACAAACUCAACAACAAUCAGCUCAGUCUCAACCAAGUCAAUUAUUACCACAACCAACUCAAAUAGAACAAUCUGGUACUUAUCAACAUUAUGGACCUCCAGUUUUUCCUCCACAACCCGAACCAAUGCUUUAUUUUGUACCAAUACCUACAUCAGAGCCUCUACCUCUACCAAUACAAACGGUUCAACCACAGCCACCACAGUAUUAUGGACCACAACAAUAUCAUCCAGGAAUUCAAUACGUCCCAUAUCAGACGUUACAAAUACCUCAACCACAGGUUGGACCACCUCUGCCAUAUCAACCUAUACCUUAUCAAUUACCGCCACAACCUAUACCUUAUCAGCCACAGCCACAACAUAUACCUUACCAACCACAGCCACAAAUUGUACUAGCUCCACCAUCUCAGCCCAUGGUACAACCACAAGAUGUAACUAGUCAAGGACAAAUUCAAGAUCAGGCACAGGAAACUACUGAUAAACCUGAAGAAAAGGGGGCUGUUGGUGAAAGUGAAUCUGUAAGAAAUCUAAGACCAAUUACAUAUUUACCUAAAAGUACACCACCUAGAUUUAAAGAUUUACGACAAAAAAAUUUGCCACCCAGACAUGUUAAAAAACAGGAAAGUAAAAGCUCAUUUGUAAAAUUACAUGGAGAUAAACCUACACAGCCCAUUGAACAUAAGGGUACGACUCAAACACCAGAUAAGGUUCAAGAUCAACAAACUGGUGACGCUGCUGGAUCAGGAGAUGGUCAACCACCAUCAGACCAACCUGAACAACCUAGUGAAUCCGGUGGUGCUGAAGGCGGUGAUGAGCCAGAAAACCCUGAGGAUAAAGAAGAAGGAGCAGUUGGAGGAGCAAAAGCAAGUUUGUGUGAAAAAAUUACUCUGAUGAAAAAGAAUUCUGAAGGGGCGUUGAUUGAAAUGACUGAGAAAGAGUACAAAAUUAUAGUUGAUAGUCGAUUCAAAAUAAAAUUUAGACCUUUUAGAAACCUUGAACAAGUAUUGUGUGACGGUGAAAUUGUUUAUUGGCAUAGAUCUGACAAACCAUAUUGCAGCAUCUUGUCAUUCAACAAAAAAAAUAAUGCUUUUAUUAUUUAUCGUCCAGGAGGAUUCCUUCUAAUAAAACAGAAAUUAGGAAAGUGGAAACCAAUAACAGCACCUAAUAUUCCAAAUUACGUGAAAUUUUACAGACAAGGUUCAACGGGAAAUGAAGUUGAAAUUGUUCCAUUAAAUUAUCACCUUGAAUUUACGUCACAGGCAUCGUUUAAGUAUACAUUCAAAACAGAUGUGCAUUGUAGCAAAAUGGUGGUUAGAAAUCAAGUAGUUUGGAUAAAAACGGCUAGCGAAGGAUUUCCAUCAUCUAUGAGUUUAACUAAUUUAGAAAAUGUCGUUAUUUUAUUCAAAGGUUAUGUUCGAGUAUUUAAAAAAACGCCUGAAGGUUAUAGACAUCUAUUCAUUAAAUCAGAUGCUGGGUACCAUGAAGAUUAACCCAUUUACACAUCUAAUUUAAUCUCUAUAUCUUUAUUUA
Messenger RNA from Theileria parva strain Muguga, 1765 nucleotides. RefSeq names its product Tp15. The transcript has a single exon. The coding region runs from base 1 to 1725 and encodes 574 amino acids. The record is from RefSeq and is a predicted model, not a curated record. Lineage: Eukaryota; Apicomplexa; Aconoidasida; Piroplasmida; Theileriidae.